Molecule: messenger RNA, 495 nt
Organism: Poecile atricapillus (Black-capped chickadee)
Lineage: Eukaryota; Metazoa; Chordata; Aves; Passeriformes; Paridae
Product: acidic proline-rich protein PRP25-like
Exons: 1
Coding region: 1-495 (164 amino acids)
Source: RefSeq, a predicted model, not a curated record
AUGAAGGUCGCGGACGGGCGGGCGCCGCCGCCGCCGCCGCUUCAGCACCGGGGACAGCGCCGAGCUCCGGCCCGCCUCCCCCGGGGGCAGCGCCGGGACCCCCGAAAUGAGGAGGGGGCCGAGACCCCUGAAAUGAGGAGGGGCCCGAGACCCCCGAAAUGGGGAGGGGGCAGCACCGAGACCCCCGAAAUGGGGAGGGGGCAGCGACCCCCGAAAUGGGGAGGGGGCAGCAGCGAGACCCCCGAAAUGGGGAGGAGGCAGCGCCAGGACCCCCGAAAUGGGGAGGGGGCAGCGACCCCCGAAAUGGGGAGGGGGCAGCGACCCCCGAAAUGGGGAGGGGGCAGCAGCGAGGGCCCCGAAAUGGGGAGGGGGCAGCGACCCCCGAAAUGGGGAGGGGGCAGCGACCCCCGAAAUGGGGAGGGGGCAGCAGCGAGGGCCCCGAAAUGGGGAGGGGGCAGUGCUGAGACCCCCGAAAUGGGGAGGGGGCAGCGCUGA